Molecule: messenger RNA, 1311 nt
Organism: Dama dama (fallow deer)
Lineage: Eukaryota; Metazoa; Chordata; Mammalia; Artiodactyla; Cervidae
Product: cytoplasmic aconitate hydratase-like
Exons: 4
Coding region: 65-580 (171 amino acids)
Biological process (GO): tricarboxylic acid cycle; citrate metabolic process
Cellular component (GO): cytosol; mitochondrion
Molecular function (GO): aconitate hydratase activity; 4 iron, 4 sulfur cluster binding; iron-responsive element binding
Source: RefSeq, a predicted model, not a curated record
CGUUAUCAGCCUGACUCCUCGAGAAUUCAACUCCUACGGCUCCCGCCGAGGGAAUGAUGCCAUCAUGGCGCGGGGGACAUUCGCCAACAUCCGCUUAUUAAACAAAUUCUUGAACAAGCAGGCACCACAGACUAUCCAUCUGCCUUCUGGUGAAAUUCUUGAUGUGUUCGACGCCGCUGAGCGGUACCAGCAGGCGGGCCUCCCCCUCAUCGUCCUGGCCGGCAAGGAGUACGGCUCGGGCAGCUCCCGAGACUGGGCCGCCAAGGGCCCUUUCCUCCUGGGAAUCAGAGCUGUCCUAGCGGAGAGUUACGAGCGCAUUCACCGAAGUAACUUGGUCGGGAUGGGGGUGAUCCCUCUCGAGUACCUCCCUGGGGAGAAUGCAGACACCCUGGGACUCACCGGGCGUGAACGAUACACUAUCAGCAUUCCAGAAACCCUGAAACCACGAAUGAAAGUCCAGAUCAAGCUGGACACCGGGAAGACCUUCCAGGCUGUCAUGAGGUUUGACACCGACGUGGAGCUCACUUAUUUCCAUAACGGGGGCAUCCUCAACUACAUGAUCCGCAAGAUGACCAAGUAGGCCCUGGUCUCCUUGGAGAUGGGCGGCCCAGCGGCCCGGCGGCAGGAGGAAGCACAGCCCGCAGGCCCCGGGUUGGCAGCCUCUUUGCCCCUGGCCUCCUCCCCUGACCCUCGCCUCCACGCAGGGGUGCUGCCUGCCCAGGGCGCCCUGAGGUCCCAGUGUGGAUCCUCUGCACACAGAAUCAGCAGUUUCUACAUGCGCUAUUUUUGUUAAUCUUUUUAUCUUGUUCUAGAAUUUGGGAGCUUAGAAUGGUGGGACUGUCACUUGUGCCAAGAAGGGAGAGUUGAACCCUUUAAGGUCACUGAUCACUGAAUGUUGAUUUUUCACUCUUAGCCGCUAAUGUUGAGCUCCUGCCCAGUUUCUGGCUCCUGUCCGUUGCCCUCUGCUCCAUGAAACGUCCCCCUUGAGAGUCCGUUGCCUCUGUGUGCUCUGCCAGUGUAACUGACAAGGCGGAGGGGACGUGUUCGCACGUGGUGACCGUAGUCCCUCCACCCCGCCGAUUCCUCCAGAGUGAAUGACCCAGGCACCUCGGGAACGGCUCAUUCAAACUUUUCACUUGUGUACUUUUUGACAGAUCCACACUGAGGAAAUAUGGAGAUGUCUUUCAGUAGUUUCAUAAAGUUUCCCUAGAAAACUUUUCAUGUAUCAUGAGGAGAACUUUGGAGGUGGUUUUGGAGAGAUAUGCAGAACAUUUCUAAUUUGAAUAAGAUUAAAUCUAUUUUCAAGGAAAA